Miscanthus lutarioriparius is the source of this 582-nucleotide messenger RNA. The record is from the annotation of a GenBank genome assembly. Lineage: Eukaryota; Viridiplantae; Streptophyta; Magnoliopsida; Poales; Poaceae.
AUGGCGGCGACGCUGGCGAGGAGGGCGGGGCGCUCCGCGGCGGCGGCGCUAUGGGGCGCGGCGAGGGGCUUCGCGUCGGUGGGGUCCGACAUCGUCUCAGCCGCGCCCGGCGUAUCGCUGCAGAAAGCGCGGUCCUGGGACGAGGGCGUCGCCACCAAGUUCUCCACCACGCCUCUCAAGGACAUCUUCUACGGGAAGAAGGUGGUCAUCUUCGGCUUGCCCGGUGCAUAUACAGGGGUUUGUUCACAAGCGCAUGUUCCUAGUUACAAGAACAAUAUUGACAAGUUGAAAGCAAAAGGGAUCGACUCUGUUAUCUGUGUAGCUGUGAAUGAUCCGUAUGUCCUGAAUGGAUGGGCAGAAAAGCUAGAGGCUAAAGAUGCAAUUGAGUUCUACGGUGACUUUGAUGGGAGUUUCCACAAAAGCUUGGAUUUGGAGAUAGACCUUUCUACUGCUUUGCUAGGCCGCCGUUCUCACAGGUGGUCUGCUUUUGUUGACAAUGGUAAGAUCAAGGCUUUCAAUGUUGAGGAAGCACCAUCCGACUUCAAGGUUUCUGGUGCAGAGGUGAUCCUGGACCAGAUCUGA